Brachypodium distachyon (stiff brome) is the source of this 2024-nucleotide messenger RNA. Its product is annotated as cytochrome P450 709B1. Gene Ontology annotation, molecular function: monooxygenase activity; heme binding; iron ion binding. The record is from RefSeq and is a predicted model, not a curated record. The transcript is spliced from 4 exons. Bases 262 to 1818 code for a protein of 518 amino acids. Lineage: Eukaryota; Viridiplantae; Streptophyta; Magnoliopsida; Poales; Poaceae.
AAUGCAAAUGCAAGCCCCUUCUUCAUCCCGUAACAUCUUCUCGCAACGUCCUCCGUUCUGUAUAAAUACUCCGCCCCGUCGACCCGUGUCAUCUGAUCUCACACAAGCAGAUUCUCCGCUCUCUCUAUUUCUCAAUCCAUCCACAACAACCAAGCAGCUCUGUAGUCUGUGCUCAGCUCAGCUCACACAGGACAGGACACAGCCUUAACCAAACCCAAGACUCCUCUUGGCCACACGUACAACUGACGCACGCACGAAACAAUGGGGAUGGGGUUCGUGUGGAUGGUGGGCGCGGCCAUGGCGGCGGUGCUGGCGUCGUGGGCGUUCAACGCGCUGGUGUACCUCCUCUGGAGGCCGGAAAUGAUCAGCCGGAAGCUCCGGGCGCAGGGCGUGGGCGGGCCGGGCUACCGCUUCUUCUCCGGCAACCUCGACGAGAUCAAGCGGCUCCGGGCCGACGCCGCCGCCGGCCCGGCCCUGGACGUCGCCGACCACGAUUUCGUGCCCCUGGUCCAGCCACACUUCCGCAAAUGGAUCCCCCUCUACGGGCGGACGUUCGUGUACUGGUUCGGGGCGAAGCCGAGCGUGUGCGUGGCGGAUGUUGACAUGGUGAAGCAGGUGCUGUUCGACCGCAAGGGGCUCUACCCCAAGAACAUCGGCAAUCCCCACAUCGCGCGUCUCCUCGGCAAGGGGCUCGUCCUCACCGACGGCGACGACUGGAAACGCCACCGCGAGGUCGUCCACCCCGCAUUCAACAUGGACAAGCUCAAGAUGAUGACGGUGACCAUGUCCGACUGUGCCGGGUCAAUGAUGUCCGAAUGGGAAGCAAUGUUGGCCAAGGGCAAUGACGUGGAGAUCGAGCUGAGCAGCCAGUUUGAGGCGCUGACCGCGGAUGUGAUCUCCCACACGGCGUUCGGAAGCAGCUUCAACGAGGGGAAACGAGUCUUCGAGGCCCAAAGGGAGCUCCAGUUCCUCGCCUUCUCCACCGUUUUCAACGUCCAAAUUCCGGGGUUCAGGUACCUUCCAACGGAAAAGAACCUGAAGAUAUGGAAGCUCGACAGGUCGGUAAGGACCAUGCUGACGGGCAUCAUCAAAACCCGUCUCGCGGCCAAGGACACCAUGGGCUACGGCAACGACCUUCUUGGGCUAAUGCUUGAAGCAUGCGCACCCGAGCACGGAGAGAGCCCACUCCUAAGCAUGGACGAGAUCAUCGACGAGUGCAAGACCUUCUUCUUCGCCGGCCACGACACCACCUCGCACCUGCUCACCUGGACCAUGUUCCUCCUCAGCACGCACCCGGAGUGGCAGGAGAAGCUCAGAGAAGAGGUCCUCCGAGAGUGCGGCGCCCAUGAGGCUCCCAACGGUGACAUGAUCAACAGGCUCAAGCUGGUCAACAUGUUCCUUCUGGAGACUCUGAGGCUUUACAGCCCCGUGUCGAUCAUCCAGAGGCAGGCCGGCUCGGACCUCGAGCUCGGGGGCGUCAAAGUGCCCGAAGGCACGGUGCUUUCGAUCCCGAUCGCGACGAUCCACCGUGAUGAGGAGCUCUGGGGCGAGGACGCAGGAGAGUUCGAUCCUUUGAGGUUUGAGAAUGGAGUGAUGAGAGCCGCGAAGCAUCCCAAUGCGCUGCUGUCGUUUUCCAGUGGGCCGAGGUCCUGCAUUGGGCAGAACUUUGCGAUGAUCGAGGCUAAGGCUGUCGUCGCCAUGAUCCUUCGGAGGUUCUCCUUCUCUUUGUCGCCCAAGUAUGUCCAUGCCCCCAUGGAUGUGAUCACCCUAAGGCCCAAGUUUGGGCUUCCCAUGGUGUUCAAGAGCCUGGAGGUGUAGGGGAACAUUAUGCGUGUAGUGCUGACCCUUAGGCGAGGUUUUGCAUUUAUGUGACCGGUUUAGUACUUUAGUAGGACUGAGUAUUAUUGUGUGCAGUGGAUAUAUAAGCGCUGCUUAUCUAUUGAACUCUCUUUUUGAAUAGAAAUAAUCAGAUGUAACGACUUUUUUCUUAUCUAACUAGUUCGGGUUUUUUUGUUGCUCAUCAA